AUGCGUCGUACGGUGACUGAUGAAACGCCCAAGCGGGAAAAGCGUCAGAACGUCGUGUUCACGCCUGAAUCCGACGGCUUAGCUCUUGUUUCGGGAACCUCACGCUCGUCACGCUCACCAACAACGAGCACCAACUCUCAGAGGAUGUCGGUUUUGCGACACAUCUCGAUGGUCGAGGCGUCUCGGCACCGACUUUCCAUUAGGAAGUCAGCAGCAUUUCCCAUGCAGCAGACGGCACCGAAGCCGUUUCUUGCAUGCUGCGCAGACAUCACGCGGCACGGAAGGGACUGGAACGCGGAGUUCCAGUUGGCGUGGGAGAUGGAGGACAACACCAUUUCACAGGCCGAGAGCCGCAUGGAGGCUCUUCGCCGCGUCGAGGAGGAAUUUGUGGCGGAGGCCGUGUACACUGUAAGGCAGAUCGUCACGCUUGAUGACGACGGGCCACGGGAGCUGCCCAAGUUCCUGCAGUGCUAUCGCGUCGACAACAUCUUCUUCCGUGUUUUACCGGACAGUCGUUCUGGGCGUAACUAUGUGGCGUCGCUCCGCGGUGUACUGCAGAGUCGAACCCGUCUGAUGACUGUGCCGCUCUCAUGUAUGCUAUUCUACCGGGGAAUGCCGGUGCUGGCGCAGGCCCUCGUCCCGAUGCCACGGCAACCCACCCGGCUUUACGGCGCGGAUUCUACAAACGAUAAGGAAGUGGAGGCGGAAAUUGUUCAGAUGGCCAAGGCGCUGAAUAUUCCCUUUCCGGACGGUACUCUCGAAGUUUAUGAAGGACUGGAUGGCCGGUACUACUUGACAAACUCAAACUCAACGUUGACACCGCUUUUUUUUGACGAUACCAUCAUGAAACGUCAAGAGAUGCUUCGUUCAUGUAGUAAUGUGACGGAUGGACACGACGAUACCAUGGCAUUGCUAGACAAUUCUGAGGUUCUGGACGCCGUUGUGCAGGCUUGUAUGGACAGCGAGUCCCGCACAGUAGGCGAUUGCCUCAGGAGUGUCUGUGAACACUUGCAUGCGUUCGGUGUGAACAUGUGUUUGUUGAAACAAGUGGUUCAGAAGAUCACUAGGGCAGGCCGAUACGAUAAGGCAACAGUUUCUCAGGUGAGGGAGUUGCUGUUUGUAGAAAUGCUUUCUCGGUCGGUAAAACAAGAGUUUUAUUUGGAGGUUCAGGGGAAACGCGUCGCGUACGAUGAUGAAGUUUUGAGUGCGACGCUCUCUAAACAUAUGGGUGAAGCAUUUGCGAAUGUGGACGUGUUCCAGAGUCGAUUCUUAGAGGUUGUAGCCAAAAAGUAUGGAGUCAUUGACGAAGAUGAUGAUAUUAUACAUGGACUUACAGUGGUGCGAGCAAAGCGUAAGGCAGAAAUUGUGGCGCGUAUCUGUGCAUUGCUUGGUGUAACCAUUGAAAAGACGACCGGCCACCUUUCAAGGAUGAAGUGGCAUGUAAAUGUGAAUGCACGCGUCCUUCCAUCAUUAAUAAACCCCGGACAUGUACGCAAUCUGGCUGGAAAGUACCGCACCAUCAUCACACAGGACAGCCAUCGAUACGCCUUCUGUCUGCCAGUGCGCUGGAAGGUUGCGUGCUGGGAGGGGCGCUACGAGGAGGCGCUUGACCUCGUCCAUGAGACUGCUAUGGCGCAUCGCGAGCAAUGUGGUGAAGAGGCUAUAGUUCCUCUCUACUCACGACGGAGUGUGUGCGAGGUCUGCUUUGCGACCAUGCAGAAGGAAUGUAUUGCCGAGGGAAGAAGCUUGUUCCCUGGUGUGAUGCGUGGGUUCGAGGAACUGACUUGCCCAAUGACGCAGGGCCGCCGCCACAUUGAGUACGGCUUCUGGCUCCUGCGCGUUGCACUGGUGUAUCAGCCUGACGACCUUGUUACAUACCGCAGUUGUGUAGAAGAGGCUGUGGAACACUUCUACAGUGCCAUUGAAAAGCUUCCAUCUUAUCUCAAGAGUGAACAUGGCUCAUGGCUGCACCUUCAACCAUACAAGGGGCUUUUGCAAUGUAAACGAUUGCUGCCGUCGUGCUCUGUGAACACCAGAGAGCUCGUGGAGCGCUCCAUCGAGUUAGGUAGUAUUGGCUGGGCAUCUGAUUUCUUCAUGCUGUAUUUGUGGGAUUUGAGCUUGCAACUCGAGGCGGAAGGUCGUUACGAAGAUGCGAUGCGUGUUCUACUAACAGCCAUCACAGUGAGUAAGAGAAAGCCUACUGUUUCAUUUGACCUGCCCACACUUUUGAUGGAUGCCGCACACAUAUACCGCUCAUGGGACCAGGACAAGUUUUCUGAACACUGUAUGACGCUAAUGCGUGAGGCAGCUGAAAAGGCUGGUGAGCUCUUUGGGGUGCGUAGUAGGGAAUUCGGUGUCGUGGUAAAUAACAAGGGUGCGAUUGAAAUUGAGCUCAAUCGUUUGAAGGAGGCAGCAGAGUCAUUGAAGAAGGCGGGCUACGCCUUCACUGAGGCUGGUGUGCCACAUGAUGACCCGGACUACAAGGCAUACCUUGAAAACCUUGUUUUCCUUGAGCAACGUCUUACAGCACGGCCGAUUUUACGACGAGGGUUCUUGCGUCGCUAUCCAUUUCUCGCAAGCCGUUCAGGGGACUUUCCCUUCAGUGACGUGAGACCGCUUGAGGAUGAGGUCUUUGUUGGCCUGGCACACCAGCGGGCACGGAUGCCAGACAACACGGCGGACGCAAAACGGGUGGAGCAGAUGAUGAAGGAGAGGUUGUGGGAGUUACACCGUUUCAUUCAGGAUGGUGAUGUAUUGAAGCGGCAUCCAUUCUUGCCGGCCAUGAAUCACAAAAUACCUACCGCGAGUCUGGGGCUUGAUGACGACAUCAUUUUCACAGAUCUUGUAAGUAAACUACAGUGCAGCACAGACAGCGCAGAGUCAAGAGCAUUAGAGCAUAACAUUCGCGGGUAUGUCGCCAAAAAAGCAGAGGAUGUGGCGUUACAGCGGGCGUACAUGGAUCGCCAUGAGCAGGAGUUCAACGACACACACGGGGAGUACGUGAACCUGAUGCUCCCUAUUCCAUGGCUGUACGUCCUCGAGGACGAUCGGUUCAACGCCUUGUGUGAUCAGCUGCAGAAAUACAUAAACUCGCAGGCCAAUGAAGCACAGAUUCUGGAUACCCAACAGCAAAUUGCGCGCUGUGUGGAGGAGAUUGAAGAUGAGACGCAAGAAUGGAGAGGGGAACUCUCACAGUGGCUGUUGCCUUCCAAACUCUACCUCGUCUCCGCAAAGGACCUCGUUGAGGACAUGCACUUGCACGACCUGCUUCGCGUACGUCGACUGGCUGACCCUGGUAGUGAUAUGACUAUGGAACAAAUGGACGACCUCCUGCGUGACAAACUCACAGCUUUGUGGGAGCGUGCCUACAUGUCUCGCUUGUGCCUUGCUGUUGAUGACGAGGAGCUCCACCAAGAGUUUCCAUUUCUUCCAGAGAUGCCGCACCAUCAGCGUCUCUCAAUGCUCAUGGUGUUCGAGGACCCGACUGUGUCUAGCUUGGUUGCGCAGCUGCGCGUGCGAGACGCUGAUAGUCGCAUGCAAUCGGAGAUGGUGGCGGCGGUUAAUUCUCUUGCGGCGCGCCGACGGGAUGCGAAGGAGCUGAAGAAGUGGUAUUACGACAUCGAAAGCGUUAUCACAGGAGCCAUUUGCCUCGAGGAUCUCCCAAAGGUGCGCGACGAUUACUACGUGGGCCUGUGGCAGCGCAGAAAUAUCUUAAAGGCGGACCACGACGAAGAAUCCCCGCUUAUGUUGCUGCUGACACGUCGGAUGGAGCAGCGAAUCAUCCAGAUGAACUCGUGGAUGCGCAAGGUGAGCGCCAAUGGUUACCGGCGGCGACUGCACCUUGAGGCAAAGUACCCUUUCCUUCCACGUCGUCACCAGGGCUACACAUUGGAUGCACUUGAUAUCGAGGUGGACGAGGAGUUCGUGUCUAUUGUUGUGCAACGGCAGCGGCUUCUCGCUUCACAGGAUGCGAAACCAGGGGAAAUUGACCGCCUCAGCCGGCGUGCCGGCAAGCGGGUGGGAAAGAUCGCCGCUCACCGCCUCAGGCAGGCGGAACUGUACAAGAAGCAUUACCCGUUCCUCCCCACCCGACUAGAGGGGGUUGAGACGUGCACUAUCCGUUUGGAGGAUAAUGAAAUCUUCGCACAGAAGGCGGCGUACUACGCCCGACUCCGGGCUUCUGGCAGUGGCGACACUGGGGUACGGUGCCGGCGACUGGCAAGGGAAAUGGAGAACGUCGCAAUCGCAACAGCUCGUGAAAUCAGUGUCCGCAACUGGCGCAACUCGAUAGAGAGCGAGGAUCUGCAUGAGCGAUACCCGUUUCUCCCGGAGGAGCCGGCACGUGACAUUCUCCUCGGCGACGUGCGGCCGGUAGAGCAACCGGAGUUCCGCGCGCUCUCCAACGAGCUUGACGUGCUGCGCCGGGACCCGCUGCGCAACGCCGCUGCCAUCCGCGCGACGGAGGAGAAGCUGUCCGCACUGGUGGUGCGACUUGCCGAAGAGAAGGCGGCGGCGACCGAGGCGGCACACGAACAGUACCCCUUUCUGCCAAGGCGUGUGCUUGGCGUUCGUCUCGGCGACCUCCCGCUAAAAGAGGAUGAGCUCUUUAUGACUGCUGCUAGUGAAGAUGGGAAGGGCAAGGAGUCACAUCUCAUUGCGAGAGCGGUUCAGUUGGCCGUGUCCCACAACCUGAACGAUGCGCAGCUGGCAGACAAUGACGAUACCGUACUCGCUGAGCACCCAUACCUGGUGUAUACGUCGCGCAAAUGCUUCCCGUUACGACAUCUUCCUUUGCAAGACGACGCGCUAUUUAAUGAGCGCCUUGAUGAGUAUGACGAACUUAUGAAACUCUCUUCUUUUGAAGAGGACGCUGCAUCUACCCUCCGAUACCUUUUGGCGUGCCGUGCUGAUGAGCUUGCAUUGAGGGAGAUUGAGAAGAUCGAGCGAAUAAAGCAGACUUUUGUUGCCCUGCAGCCACUAUCGUUGGAGGAUCUUUGCCACCUACAGGAUCGGCGAGAGUUUCAGAACUACGGUGACGACGUUGCCAGCAACGUUUCACCGAUCAUGUUGGAGGAUGCAAAACGAAGUCUCAAGGAUGUGCGGGAGGAUCGUGCUGCUAAGGUGCGUGAGGUGGAUGCGCUUCGGAAAACGUACCCUAUGCUUGGCCGCGACAUCCACCCCGGCAUCCUUGAGCACCCCGCCAUUGCGAAGCUGGUGGGCGAUCACGAGGAGCUCAUGGACGACGUGGAAGGAAAUGCGGGUGAGCUGCAUAAACUCGAGGAGGAAAUUGCGCGGCAAGCAGGGGAGUAUAAGACGCAACUUAAGUCAGACCAAAACGCCCUUGAGCGGUCCCGCAGCCCAAAAUCAAUGCCGCAUGUAGAGGCAGCCGUUGUCAGCAUCGAGGAAGAUAUUCUUGACGACGAGUACUACCAGCAGCUAACUGCUCAGGUCAGCGAGAUUGAAGCAAAACAGGACCCGGCAGAUGCGCCACUUCUGGGGCGCCUUCACGCACAGAUUGAGGGGCGAAAGAGCCAAUUACAACACGAUGCCGACCGGCAGAACGCGCAAAUCAAAAAACAGACAGCGCGAACAGCAGAACGAUACCCGUUCCUCAAAGAUCAGUAUCAUGGGAUUCCUACUACAGCUCUUAACCUUGAAGAGGAUGAUGAAAUGCAGAGAUUGGAGCAGGACAGAGAAACGCGUGAUUCUCAGCAGGCAGGGAGCCCAACCCAGGUCGAAAAGGCUAUGAGAGAGCGUGCGCAGGAAAUAGCGCUGGCGCUGCGCGUAGAGGAGAAGGCGCUCAUGGCCACCCUGCCAUUCCUUGGGCGCUCUGUGAAAGGGAUCCCGCUACGCGAGUUGGGCCUCCUGACGGAUCCGAACUUUGCGGAGUUGGCCUCACGGUAUGCGGAGGUGGUGUCGAGCGGCGACGCAGCGGAGCGGUCGCGUCUAGAGCAGGAGCUGCGCGACCAGGCUGGGCGCAUAGCGCGUGAGGUGCGGACUGCCAGACGGCGUGACGGCGUUCGGAAUGAGGAUCUGCAUGAGCGAUACCCGUUUCUCCCGGAGGAGCCGGCACGUGGCAUUCUCCUCGGCGACGUGCGGCCGGUGCAGCGGCCGGAGUUCCGCGCGCUCUCCAACGAGCUUGACGUGCUGCGCCGGGACCCGCUGCGCAACGCCGCUGCCAUCCGCGCGACGGAGGAGAAGCUGUCCGCACUGGUGGUGCGACUUGCCGAAGAGAAGGCGGCGGCGACCGAGGCGGCACACGAACAGUACCCCUUUCUGCCAAGGCGUGUGCUUGGCGUUCGUCUCGGCGACCUCCCGCUAGAGGAGGACAACCUGUUCUCGCAGCUGGCACGCCGUCGCGAGCGCCAGAUGAAGAACCCGAGGACUGCGAAGGACGCCCGUGCGACGGAGGCUGAGAUGGCGCAGCGCGCGGAGGCGCUGGCUCGCGAGGCGAAACUUGUGGAUACGUUCCGUGGCGACGGGAAUGAGUACGUGCGCGCGCGUAACCCAUUCCUUCUGUACGAAGACCGCAAGUGCAUACUCCUGAGCGAGAUACCACUCUCGGGUGACCACGCGUACCAGCAGCUGUUCCGCGACCGCCUCGAAGCGCUGGAGGACGUGGAGGCAAAUGCACCGCGUAUCGCGAAGCUGGAGGUGUCGCUGUGUGCCCGGGCAGAUGAGCUGGCGCUUGGCCAGUGCGAGAAGGAUUCUCUGCUGAAGGAAUACCCAUUCCUUGUGUUCCACAAUGUCCCUGGCUGGAUUAAUGAGCUGCUGCAAGACGAGGAGUUCCGGAAGCUGCGCGACCGCUACGACGAACUGCGCCGAGACCCACAGAAGAACGCGAAGGAGCUCCGUGAGCUGGAGGAUGCAAUGAAUGACCGAUGCGAAGCCCUUGCACAGGCACUGCGGACUGCUGAGGGGGCUGAGGCCGCGGAGCAAGAGAAGCUGCGGAUAAAGUUUCCUAUGUGUCCUGAUGUUCCUGCAACCAUUACGGCUGAUUCUGAGUUUGUGAAAUUAACAACUAGACGUGCAAGUUUGCUUGAUGAUGCUGCAGCACACGCGAAGUCUAUUGCAAUGCUGGAUGCUGGUACAAUUCGGCGGGCUUCGUUGCUGUCGUUGUCCUUGGAGGAGAGCAAUAUUGAGUCUUAUCAGGAGUCUGAGGUAAUUUCCUUCAAUGUGCGUGUUAAGCGUCAUGUCGUGCGGCGGCGAAGGACGAGAUUUCCUACUCAUGUGGAUCGGGAUUUAAUGGAUGCUCUUGCUGGACAUACUACUGGAGAGGGGGAAGAGGAUCCUCAGCGAGAGACAGAUGACUCCCAUGCGGAAGAGGAUGUGGUGACUGCUGGAGAAGCCUUGCCGGCACAUGCCUUGGCUUCGCUUGUCGUGGUAGAUGAUGACGAGGCCAGGGAAAGGGGGGUUUUGGCCUCACAAGAGGCAACAGAGCGCCACGAAUCGGUUGUGGGAGCUGCGAUGGAGUGUGAGGCGACAUACCGAGACACAGUCUCGCGGGAGGAGCCUAUAACCCGUUCAGUUCUGUUGUUGACGGAGUUAGAAGAACGCGAGGCUAUAGAGCGAGAUGACAUCGAAAAAGACUGCAGGCUCUGCGAGGAGAAUAUGGGCAGUGAAAUGGCUGCUGAUGAGAGACGCCUGGCCGAAGAGGCUUUUAUCCUCCAUGCCAAAGAGGCGAUGGAGGCAGCUAUUGUUGAUGCCGUCAAUGGUGAAGCAGCUGAUCGAGAGGAGCUACUGCGCACAGCAUAUGGAGAACGCUGUGCUCUUGAAGUUGCACAACUCCAGGCAGAAGAAGGCUUUGACCGUCGACACAUUGCACAGGAGGAGACUACAGAGGCUCAGGAAUUGACCCUUGCCCAAUCUCACAUUCAAGCAGAAGUUGCCAGACAAGCCGCUGAGUCUCAGCUAAGGCAACUACAGACCCAUAUGGACGAGGCAGAGGCGCAGGGCAGAAUGAACGUGGCAAAUAACGAAGAUGUGGAAAGACAGCGCUUGGUCGCUGAAGCAGUAAACAACACGAAAACCAUCGCCUAUGUGCAGCUGCUAAAUCAGUUUUACACGGACGAAGGGCAACAGAGACACACGGUUGAGGCUACUGAGGUGGGGGAAAUUGCAAUACUGGCGAACUGUAAAAUUGUGGAGCGUGAAGUACUUCUUCGACAGUUCAUCGAGCAUGAUGCCGAUGCUGCAUUUGAUAGCACGAAGACAGCCUGCGACGAGUGCUUACAUCGCUUGACUGCGCAGGAGGAGGCAGUAAGAAAUGUGCUGAGUGCCGAAGAGGACGAGCGGGCCCGUAUCAUGAAUGAGGAGAUCCGUGACCGUGACUGCAUGGAGGCCAAUAGGAAGGAAGAGGGCAGCGCGAUUGAGCGCGCCUGGAAGGCCAUGGAAGAGGACUGCCGGCUUGCACGGGACAUGGAGUCGAAAGGGCGUGACCGUGUCGUGGCCGUUGAAGAAGAGGAAAGGAGGGCCCUUCAGCGGCAGAUGCAUGCAGCACUAGCCUUGAGUGCGGCUGUGACAGCCUUGGUAACCGCUGAAGGGGCUGCACGUCGCUCUGUUGUGGAUAGCGAGGGCAAUGAUAGGUCGGGCUUCUCUGAGCUGUGCAACGAGUCGGUGGUUCGGGCAAAGCGCAUCCAAGAAGAGAGAGAAGAUAUGGAAAAGAGGAGACUGCACAAACAACGCGGAGAGGACGCAGCUACAUUGAUCAAGAGUGUUGCGUGCGGCUAUAGAGUAAGGCGGCGCCUGGGGAAUCGCUACUGUAACCGGAAGGCACACGAAUACAAAAAUGCGAUGGCAAACACGUUGCGCAUGGAGUUUGCUGCCAGAAAUGCUGUCCUCGACGACGAAAAAGUAGAACGUCAACAGCUUGCGGAUACAGAGAAUCGCCUCUUAGCUCUCAGCCGAAAAAACCUUGGCAAAACACUGGCUGAAUUAGAGAAGGAGGAAGAUGAUACACGCCACCAGCUGAUUGAUGACAGCAUGUUUCAACUUGGUCAACUCCAACGCGCCUCCCGAAAGCUCCUUGCAAAGCAGCAGGAUCAGACCCCGUCGUUAAACAAACUCAAAGAGUUUGAGGACCGUGAAGACAUGAUGCACCACUCAGUUGAGGAGCCCUUCGCGAAGGAGAAGCCUAGCGCGCACGUCAACGACUAUAUCAACGACACAGAUGAUGAUGAUGAUGAUGAUGAUGAUGCGCCGAUAGAGAGUGGAAAGUACAAGGGAUAUGCUCUGGAUCCCAUAGGUACCUUCUUGUUACAAUAUGAGCGUGACCUGCGGCGCUUUCGAGCCUCCCUUGAGAAGAACAGACAGACUGUGGCGGCGGAGCAUGACUUGUUGAAGAAGUCUCGCGAUAAUGCCACACAGGAGAUGGUGCACGGUGGUUCUGGGGCUUUGUGGAUUCCGACCCGACCAUUGCCUUUGUCUGACCUUGUACGCGGACCAUCUGCCCAGUACCGUCGCGGCCGAAUUGCUGAUGCAAGGGGGCAGCGACCCUCUUCAAGAAUAACGGACGCUGAUGGAAGAGCCGUGACGCCAAGUGAUGCGCCGCCCUUUGAAGGCUUCGUGAAACAAGGCCGUCCAUUUUGA
Messenger RNA from Trypanosoma grayi, 9588 nucleotides. RefSeq lists its product as hypothetical. Bases 1 to 9588 code for a protein of 3195 amino acids. Gene Ontology annotation, biological process: organelle organization. NCBI's taxonomy places the organism in Eukaryota, Euglenozoa, Kinetoplastea, Trypanosomatida, Trypanosomatidae. The transcript has a single exon. Gene Ontology annotation, cellular component: cytoplasm. Gene Ontology annotation, molecular function: protein binding. The record is from RefSeq and is a predicted model, not a curated record.